AUGGCAACGAGCCUGAGCCUGCAAUACAGUACAGCAUGUACAGAAUGUAACCAACCUGUUAACCCUUUUAUUGAGGAAAUGCUGCUACAACUAGAGCAGUCUGAACAAUAUACAACUACUUUAAAAUUGUGUGGAAAUAAUCGUCUGGUGGAAGGAAGGAGAGUUUCAGAUGACGAUUUUCUAGUUAUUUCUUAUGUUCUGAGACAGAACAGCUUCAUAGAAGGUCUUGACUUGAGGUUCAACAAUUUGACUGACAAAGGCGCAGUACAUAUUGCAAACUUUCUUCAGGAAGGAUGUUCCUUACUUUGUUUAAAUCUUAUGGGAAACGACAUUGAAACAGAUGGAGCAGAACUAAUUGCAAAGGCUUUGCAUAGGAACGAUACUCUAAGGAGCCUAACGAUGACAGGCAACAAAAUAGGAAACAAAGGAGCUAUGUUCUUUGCUGCAAUGUUACAAAUCAACUCAACACUUGAAGAUCUGGACCUUGGAGACUGUGACUUGGGAAUUCAAAGUUUAAUAGCCUUGGCCACUGUUCUACUUAGAAACAACUCAAUCAAGUCUAUUAAUCUAAACCGUCCUUUGUUCUAUGUGCUACAGGAAGACACAACCAUUCACAUAUCGCUGAUGCUAAAAACAAACAACACUCUUCAAGAGCUCCAUUUGUCUAAACAUGAAAUGACAGAUUUUGGACUUGAGCGACUCUGUGAAGCCUUGCACAAAAACACUGCGCUGAAAUAUCUUGAUCUCAGCUGUAAUAAAAUCAGCCGCGAUGGAGUUAAGUGUUUAGCCGAAUUGCUAAAGACAAAUACCACAUUGGAAAUCUUAGACUUGACAUCAAACAGGAUGGAGGAUGAGGGUGCCAUCCACCUCGCUGAAACCAUUCAUACAUACAACAGCGGUCUCAAGGCAUUGGCAGUUGUGAGCAACAAUAUUACUGGGCAAGGCCUAAAGAUUCUGGCGGCUGCAAUCCAAGCAAACACAAGUUUAGAAUACAUUUACAUAUGGGGAAAUGUGCUGGAUGAAUCUGCCUGUGUGGCAUUUUCAAAUCUACUUUCCACUGGACGCCUGAGCAACUCCUCCACUGAUGUAAAGCCAUAUGUAGUAGACGGGCGUGUCUAUCUUGCUGAACUUUUUCAUGGACUCAAAAAGCAUUAUUACUGGACCCCAAGUUAUGGUAUUGCAGAUGAUCCUGUGUGCAAUUCUGCUCUUGCAUUAAGAAAUUAUUAG
This is a messenger RNA of Staurois parvus, 1227 nucleotides long. Lineage: Eukaryota; Metazoa; Chordata; Amphibia; Anura; Ranidae. The record is from the annotation of a GenBank genome assembly.